GCUGAGCGCGCCCGGCCCCGCUCUGCCCAGGUGCCCAACAUGAAGGAGAUCCUGCUGGUGGGCUUCUACCAGCCCAACGAGGCGCUCAGCCGCUUCCUGGUGUCAGCCCAGCAGGAGUUCAAGAUCCCCAUCAGGUACCUCCAGGAGUACGCGGCGCUGGGCACGGGCGGGGGCCUCUAUCACUUCCGCGACCAGAUCCUGUCGGGCGGCCCCGAGGCUUUCUUCGUGCUCAAUGCGGACGUGUGCUCCGAGUUCCCGCUGCCCGAGAUGCUCGCCUUCCAGCAGCAGCGCGGCGGCGCGCCCGCCUUCGUCAUCCUCGGCACCACGGCCAACAGGAAGCAGUCCCUGAACUACGGCUGCAUCGUGGCCAACGCCGACACGCACGAGGUCCUGCACUACGUGGAGAAGCCCAGCACGUUUGUUAGCGAGGUCAUUAACUGCGGCAUCUACCUGUUCACGCCUGCCAUCUUCCAGCACAUUGGAGAGGUCUUCCAGAGGAACCAGCAGGAGCUGCUGCUCGAGGAGACGUCCAAUGGGUAUCAGCGCGCCGAGAUGAUCCGGCUGGAGCAGGAUGUUUUCACCGCGCUAGCCGGGCGCUGCGCUCUCUACGUCUACAAGACUGACGGCUUCUGGAGCCAGAUCAAGUCGGCCGGGUGGUACAGCCAGCGCCACCCUGAGAGGCUGGCCCGCAACCAGCUGGGGGGGCCCACCAUCCGAGGGGACGUGUACGUCCACCCCACAGCCGCCGUGGACAGCAGCGCCGUGGUGAGUGUGGGUGCCCCUGCUGGUGCCCCUCACUUCGGACCCACAGCCCCCUGCCCCUCUCCUGGUGCGGUUCGUUGGAGCAGUGGGUUCCCCCAUCCCAUGCUGCGCUCUCCCCAGGAUCACACGUGCGUGCUCAACAGCAUUGUGGGCUGGGACAGCACCAUCGGGCGCUGGGCCCGGGUCGAAGGGACGCCCAGCGACCCCAACCCCAACGACCCCUACGCCAAGAUGGACAGCGAGACCCUCUUCCGGGACGGCCGCCUCACACCCUCCAUCACCAUCCUGGGCUGCAAUGUCACCAUCCCCGCCGAGGUUGUGAUCCUCAACUCCAUCGUCCUGCCCCACAAGGAGCUGAGCCGCAGCUACAAGAACCAGAUCAUCCUGUGAGAGGCGGCUGCAGCUGGAGGACCUGGCCCAGGCCCUGCCGCCCUGCCCUGGCACCUGCUGCGUUAGAGAUGGGCAUUAAAGCUGCAUCUGCACCUG
Messenger RNA from Gavialis gangeticus (Gharial), 1248 nucleotides. RefSeq names its product GDP-mannose pyrophosphorylase A (gene GMPPA). NCBI's taxonomy places the organism in Eukaryota, Metazoa, Chordata, Crocodylia, Gavialidae. The annotation marks the transcript as partial. The transcript has 9 exons. Gene Ontology annotation, biological process: biosynthetic process. The record is from RefSeq and is a predicted model, not a curated record. Gene Ontology annotation, cellular component: cytoplasm.